Messenger RNA from Dentiscutata heterogama, 181 nucleotides. The record is from the annotation of a GenBank genome assembly. Lineage: Eukaryota; Fungi; Glomeromycota; Glomeromycetes; Diversisporales; Gigasporaceae.
AUGCAAGUAAACACAACAGAACAUGUGUCUCAAGACAACAAAGCACCAGAAGAAAAACACAUGAACCAGAAAAACAAUGUAAACAAGAAGGUACACAUAAACCACAUGAUGGACACUCACCUAGACAAUUAUGCCAAUCAAUUAGAUGAUAGACAAGAUAAAAUAAAUAAAUCUCCACCUG